Mesoplodon densirostris (Blainville's beaked whale) is the source of this 2069-nucleotide messenger RNA. It is a transcript of the gene GPAA1, whose product is annotated as glycosylphosphatidylinositol anchor attachment 1. The record is from RefSeq and is a predicted model, not a curated record. Lineage: Eukaryota; Metazoa; Chordata; Mammalia; Artiodactyla; Ziphiidae. The transcript has 12 exons. Gene Ontology annotation, biological process: attachment of GPI anchor to protein. Gene Ontology annotation, cellular component: GPI-anchor transamidase complex; membrane. The coding region runs from base 129 to 1994 and encodes 621 amino acids.
CGGCGUGAGGGCCGUCGGGACCGGAAGUGAGGGCCGGCGUGCAGCCCGGGGUCUGACAGGAGAGGCGUUCCCGGCCGGCGGCCGUACCUGACAGCGGGAGCGCGGUCCCGGAGCCGCCCGGCCCUGCGAUGGGCCUCCUGUCGGACCCGGUGCGCCGGCGCGCGCUUGCCCGCCUCGUGCUGCGCCUCAACGCGCCACUCUGCGCGCUGAGCUACGUGGCGGGCAUCGCCUGGUUCCUGGCUCUGGCUUUCCCGCCGCUGACCCAGCGCACUUACAUGUCGGAGAACGCCAUGGGCUCCACCAUGGUGGAGGAGCAGUUUGCGGGCGGAGAGCGUGCCCGAAGCUUUGCCCGGGACUUCGCUGCGCACCGCAGGAAGUCGGGGGCUCUGCCAGUGGCUUGGCUGGAGCGGACGAUGCGGUCAGUGGGGCUGGAGGUCUACACGCAGAGUUUCUCCCGGAAACUGCCCUUUCCAGAUGAGACUCACGAGCGCUAUAUGGUGUCGGGCAUCAACGUGUACGGCAUCCUUCGGGCACCGCGCGCUGCCAGCACUGAGUCCCUGGUGCUCACCGUGCCCUGUGGCCCUGAGUCUACCAACAGCCAGGCUGUGGGGCUGAUGCUGGCACUUGCUGCCCACUUCCGGGGGCAGAUUUACUGGGCCAAAGACAUCAUCUUCCUGGUGACAGAACACGACCUUCUGGGCUCUGAGGCUUGGCUUGAAGCCUACCACGACGUCAAUGUCACUGGUAUGCAGUCAUCCCCUUUGCAGGGCCGGGCUGGGGCCAUCCAGGCAGCCGUGGCCCUGGAGCUGAGCACUGAUGUGGUCACUAGCCUUGACGUGGCUGUGGAGGGACUCAACGGACAGCUGCCCAACCUGGACCUGCUCAACCUCUUCCAGACCUUCUGCCAGAAAGGGGGACUCCUGUGCACGCUGCAGGGCAAGCUGCAGCCCCAGGACUGGACGUCAGUGGACGGGCCGCUGCAGGGUGUGCAAACGCUGCUGCUCAUGGUUCUGCAGCAGGCCUCUGGCCACCCCCACGGCGCCCACGGCCUCUUCCUGCGCUACCGCGUGGAGGCUCUGACUCUCCGUGGCAUCAAUAGCUUCCGCCAGUAUAAGUACGACCUGGUGGCAGUGGGCAAGGCUCUGGAGGGCAUGUUCCGCAAACUCAACCACCUCCUGGAGCGCCUGCACCAGUCCUUCUUCUUCUACCUGCUCCCUGCGCUCUCCCGCUUCGUCUCCAUUGGCCUCUACAUGCCUGCUGCCGGCUUUUUGCUCCUGGUCCUCGGUCUCAAGGCUCUGGAACUGUGGAUGCAGCUGCAUGAGGCUGGAGUGGGUCCUGAGGAGGCUGGGGGGACCUCUGGGUCCAGUCCUCCCCUCCCUGCAACACAGCGCGUGGGGCUGGCCUCGCUCGUGGCCCCCUUGCUGAUCUCCCAGGCUGUGGGCCUGGCCCUCUACGUCCUCCCAGUGCUGGGUCAACACGUGGCUGCCCAGCACUUCCCCGUGGCCGAGGCCGAGGCCGUGGUGCUCACGCUGCUGGCCGUCUGUGCAGCUGGCCUGGCCCUGCCGCACAGCACCCCCUGGGUGCUGAGCACCCAGGCCCCGGACAGGAGCUGGAUGGCGCUGAAGCUGGUGGCACUGAUCUACCUGGCACUACAGCUGGCCUGCAUCACCCUCACCAACUUCUCCCUGGGCUUUCUGCUGGCUGCCACCAUGGUGCCCGGCGCUGCACUCACCAAGCCCUCCGGGCCCCGGCCACUCUGUGCUGCCCUGCUGGUGCUGACAAGCCCAGCAGCUACGCUCUUGGGCGGCCUGUUCCUGUGGCAGCAGCUGCAGGAGGCACCGCUUUCCCUGGCCGAGGGCUGGCGGCUCUUCCUGGCCGCGCUGGCUCAGGGCGUGCUGGAACACCACACGUACGGUGCCCUGCUCUUCCCGCUGCUGGCGCUGGGUCUCUACCCCUGCUGGCUGCUCUUCUGGAAUGUGCUCUUUUGGAAGUGAUGAAGGCAGGUGGCAAUCCCCCACACGUCCCACGUUCUUUCUUUCCUGGGAAAUAAACAGUUUUGUUUAGCUGCC